Poecilia reticulata (guppy) is the source of this 1705-nucleotide messenger RNA. Its product is annotated as required for drug-induced death protein 1. Lineage: Eukaryota; Metazoa; Chordata; Actinopteri; Cyprinodontiformes; Poeciliidae. The record is from RefSeq and is a predicted model, not a curated record.
GCCUGAUGCACGUAACACUAGUUGACAACAUAGCUGACCUCUCAGAGGAAACUGGUGCUUCUCCUUACAUCUCCCAAAUCUGCAACCAGGAGACAACAUGAAGCCCAAAUCCUUUCCAUCCCGACUGUUUGAUAGGAAUUCAGCAGGAGCGUCAGGUGAAAGGAGGAAUAGUUGUGCAGCAAAGUAUCAACGACAUGUUGACUCUGUGGAUCAACCACCCUCUGAUGACAGCAGUCCAAACGAGAAAGCCAAAAAAGACCUAAACUUUGCCUUUCUGCCAGAGAGGUAUGAACCACUGAUAGAUGACGAGGCUAAAGAAGGGAAGAAAAAGAGGAAGAAGGAAAACUACAAGAAAGUAAAAAAGAAUGUUGGGAAGGCACUUCGCACCACCUGGAAGUGUCUGAUGCUCGGUCUGUACAACUUUGCCCUGGCCUACGCCACUCCCAUCGCAGCGGCAGCGACUUUUGUUCCGGAUUUUCACCCCAGCAGAGACAGAACAUGAGCUACGCUGCAAGGAUGCCACCUUUGGAGUUUGUUGUAAAUAGUUGUAACCUUAGAACCUUGACCAAACUCUCUGUGUUUUUUUUAUUCUUGUAUUUUUUUAAAAAAUUGUUGUUUUUUUUUGUCUUUGAUUCUUUUUUAUAUAAAUUCCACCUAUUUAGACUUGUUAUGCUUAAAUUUCAAUGUUCUGUACAGUAUAAUAUUUAAGAAUAGAAUACAUAGAUUAUCCCCCCCCCACCCCCCCACACACAAUUUUGUUGUUUCCAUAUGUUUAAUCAAGUCUCCUGCUGCAGGAUAGCAGUAGCAGGUUAUGUGUUUAUGUAUUUUUGUGGAUAUAGAUAUUUAGAAACAGAAAAAGUUAACAGUAUGUUGUACUGGAACAGGUAGGAAGUGAGAAUACACAUUUUCUUUCCAACAGCCUUAUAUAACUUCAUUCACCUGACCAAAGAUAACAUAUAUGGAAAUGAGCAACAGCACAUUUUAGCAAUUUUUAUUUUAAUGCAAUUUGUGCCCUAUAAUUGCAUUAAUACACAAUUGCUUUAUGUAGUAAGGCUAGAGGAUGCAAUGUGUUUACAUGUUGGGAAAUCUCAUAGAAGAUGUGAAGUUUAGGCAAAGUUGGUGAAGAAGUGCAGAGAAAACACUGAAGAAGAAGAAGAGAAGAUGUCCUGUAUUUUUAUAGAUCAGGAGAAACCUUAGGAGGAGCUCUGGAUUCAGUUGUGGCAAAGAGAAGCAGGACAUGCAUGAAAGUGAUUAGAAGCAUAUCUACCUUUGAUAACAUGCACAAGGACAGUGAAACAGUGGCGGGAUAUGUGGUAGGAGUUAUAAAUUCAAAGUCGGAGAGGCUUUAUAUCAGCGAUCAUGUCUGAAGGAUGAGGUUCUAUGAAUAAUGAUGUCAGAAACUGGUAUUGUGCUCUGUAGUGACAACUGUGGUUUGCUUUAGAGAAAGGGAGGCCAGCUCCAGUCCUCAAGAGCAUUACUGUCAGCUGAUAGAAGAAAAAUAUAUAUUUUUAUUUAUUGUAUACAGCACUAUAAACUAAAUGUGUUUUUAUGUUACAUGUUGAAAACUUGUUAGAGGUGUUAUCUUUUGUUGUUAAUAUAGAUUUUAAGACUAAGUCAGAUUUUGUGUAGUAAGACAAAAAUGUCUCUUGGUCGUACGUGGUGCUUAACUGCACUCUACAUUGUAAAUAAAACUGAUUUUAAAAUA